AUGCUCGAUGAAGAAGAAGAGCCCACGAGAGGCCAACCGCUUUCCUCCACCACACAUGGAAGAAGCAGCCUGGCACUCAAUUUCAAUUUGAACAAUCCGUCCCCGCAAGACAACGAACCACCCCAGAGCACUUGGCCCACCGGUUGGAAUACCCACCAUGAUUACUUUCUCUGGGCGUGCCGUGGUACCGUUCCUGUCAUUACUGAUCACCUGCAGGCCGUAUUUGCAUUCAGCCCUCCUAUUGAGGAGACCUUUGUUGCUGAAAGACUGAGCGGUGUGAAUGCCUACAAGCAAAUCACGUUCCUCAAGACCUAUCUCCCUGGCGAAACCCACUCUCUGCAGCGUGCGGAGGCCCGUGGUGUAAUCUAUGAAGCCAACAUUUCGCAUCCCGAUGUCCGCAGCGGGUCUCAGCAACUAGAUAUCGAACAGCUCGAUCCCAGAAACUCCCAAUAUCUUGAACCUGUCUUUCCCGGCGGUGGCCCUGCUGAAUGGACUCGUUAUGACGAUGCGUACGCUGCCUUAUACCUGGGCGACCACCCAGAGGCUCUUCGGGGCGACUAUAGCUGGGUAUUCCCGUCCCGACUUAGCCUCGAGUUCCUCAGCCUUCGAAUGGCGCAGAUACCUCAUUUGAAUCUGACCUGGGUUGAAUUGCAGGCUGCAGUAUCUCGUCGUAAACUUCUUCUCACGGCCUCUCCUCUGAGUAUUGGGCCGGAGUAUUUGGAUUGA
Messenger RNA from Aspergillus ochraceoroseus IBT 24754, 726 nucleotides. RefSeq lists its product as uncharacterized. Lineage: Eukaryota; Fungi; Ascomycota; Eurotiomycetes; Eurotiales; Aspergillaceae. Bases 1 to 726 code for a protein of 241 amino acids. The record is from RefSeq and is a predicted model, not a curated record. The transcript has a single exon.